Messenger RNA from Zophobas morio, 446 nucleotides. RefSeq lists its product as uncharacterized. The transcript is spliced from 2 exons. Lineage: Eukaryota; Metazoa; Arthropoda; Insecta; Coleoptera; Tenebrionidae. The coding region runs from base 35 to 409 and encodes 124 amino acids. The record is from RefSeq and is a predicted model, not a curated record.
GACACAACUCCAUCAUUUUUGACACUAUUACAAAAUGGCUUUUGGCAAAUCCUCCGACGUCAAGCGAAUCAAGAACGCGGUCCUCGAGGACCGCAUGCUUCGAACCCACGAGCGCGCGACCCAGCGAACCAACAAACUCUGGAAGAGGAAAUGGGGCUGGGUUCUGGACGAAUACGAGGAGCUGCACCGGAAGCUGGAGGAAAUCUCGAAGACCUCGGAGUUCUUGAACGAAGUUAAUAAGGACACGGGAGAGAAGGACCGCAGGAGCAUCGCUCCUGUUCCGCAGACCACCAACCACCAGUACGGGUGGAUACCCAGCAAGCCGGAGUUCGGGUUGGAGAAGUACGGGCCGGAUGUGGACAAGCCGCCGCCGCUGCCCCCGAACUACGGGAUAUUCAAAGGGGUGUGAAAAUCGGAGACGGGGUUGCGUAAUCUUGCUUGUAAUU